AUGGACACACAACAACCCCAGAGUGCGCAUGACAUCGACCGAAUCGAUGUCCAGACCCAAUACGAAGUCUUCAAGCCAACUAAGUUCGGAGUCCAGCAGCCCUUCUUGUACUGCGACACUGCCUGCACUGGAAGAAUCGACCAGGCGGCCCAGGUCGUGGACAGAUCUGGACUGACCAAAGCCGAAGAAGCAUACAUCAGCCAGUGCAUGGUGCAGUACGCGAGAGAGCACUUCGGCGGAAAUGGCUUCGACAUCUGGGCUACCGUCGGUGGUAAGACUCGCUUUCUCGUUGAUCCUCAGGCGUAUCCAGAAGCGGCUGAAGUGCUGAAAGAAAUGAAAGGUCUUCGUGCGGUUCUGAAGGUGUACGAAACCAAAGGCUAUCCAUACCGAACCCGACACGAUGAUCUCUCUGGUCGGUCGUCGGGGCCCGAUGAUCCUCGGCCUAUAUUCAGCAACGACUACAAGCGGAUGUACCUGCCAGAGGAUCACAGGCUUCGUCAGACCCAUGGCCUACGCUUCAGGUGGUCGAAGGUCGAGUUGUGGCAAGACACGGCCUAUGACAACAACGAGCUGGAUGUAGAAUAUGACGUCCUCGAAAAAGAGAUCAACGAAAAGGUUGGGUCUGAGAAGAUCACCGACUUUCGCCUCUAUCAGGUUGAGGUCAAGAUCCAUACCAAGGAAGUUAGCCUUCGCGAUCUUGUGGGUCUCAUGCUCACUGCCAACAACAUCUUCCAGUCUAAUGCCGCAAGAGAUUUGGUCAACGCUUUCUUGACCAAGGAGUACAUCAGCUCGGAGAGUGUGGUUCGUCACGACAACAAGUUCUAUGAUUUGACCGAUAAGCGAACCGAGACCCUUCAAGGUCUCAAGCGUGUCACAGGUGCUGCUCGAAUCCUCGGCAUCAACUUUGUAGGCGAGGUGGUCAUGUUGAGCAGGUCAGUCACCAACUCCUUUUUGCCGAUGGGACCAGUGUCGGACUUCUUGCAAACCCGCUUCGGACAGCCACGUUCUGACUCAGAUGAUUUCUAUCUCGAAAACAUGCGCUCUACGUUGCGAGGCAGAUUCGUCCGGACCUCCAGCCAGACCAAAGCUAUAGCUGAGAUACCUGGCGACCUGUCACAUGCUGUCGUGCCAGAACAUAAGCACAAGGACUGGCCGAACAAUAAAGCCAACAUGUUGCUCUUCCCUUACAUGCCUGCACUCAACCUUGGUGCCAUGCAGCGGCCAGUCAUGAUGCCACCGGAGCUAUGCACCUUGACUCCCAUGCAAAGCAUCAAGACGAAGCAGGGUAUAAGACCACAACGUGGGGCUGCAGCUGUAGAACUCGGGCAGGCAACAACGUCCACUGCCAAUACGAACGAGAACACAGAGAUCACAGACAACGUCGUCUCCCAAUCGAUCAAAAAGCCUGACGCGAGCACUUUGGAUACCCAGUUCCAGCGCCUUUACACGAAAGAAAUGAAGCCGGAAUUUCUCUUCGUUGAAGUCACUAUGGCUCACGGGGAGCGUGCUGAAACCUGCAGUUGGACGAAACUACAGCACGACCUUGCCGAACACAUACGAGUGAAGGACUGCGAGCCAGAGUGUAAGACUUUGUCGCUCAACUUCGAUCCUGCUGACUCAGGGCUCAUUGAUAAGUGGACCGAGGAGCUGAGCAAGCUCGCAAAGGAAAGACGGCCGGAUCGUAAGCACUUCUUGAUCGCAGCCAUCCCAGCCGGCCAGCACAACAAGCGUAUUUAUCAGGCUUUGAAGAACAUAUGUGACAUGGCUGUCGGGCUCCAAAGCUUUAUCGUUGGCGCUGGUACCCUUGGUCAGAAGCUGGACAAGGACAUCGAUUCAGGGAAGCUGGUAUCCAAGCCCGCUUCAUCGAAGUCUCCUGCUGGUAAUGUGCUGCACAGAAUGCGUCUACGCAACCCGGCAAUGUUUUUGCCUCACAAUCCUGACAAGGGCCAAGUCUAUGACCUGGCUGUGGCGGUACAUAUUGCACCAAUAUCAAAGAACAAGGAUGGCGCCCUCAGCAGCGAUCUCUUCCUCAUCUCCAUCGUCGCUCGUAGCAUGGAAAGUGCCACGGAGUACUACACCGAUAUCUCGCUGGUCAAUGUCGACGAUCAAAUGCUGAUGGAUCCAAUGCGCAAGGUCGCGUUCCUUCUGUCACACGCUGGAAAGCCAAAGGGUGGACGAAAGCACCGCAUCACCGUCUUCCGCUCCGGCGUGAUGCCUCACAAGCAUGCCGCUGAGCAUGGUGCUCAGCUCGCGCUCCGUGUCAAGCCGAGCAAGGCACCCGAUGUUCAUACAGUAUCGACUGCUACCGCUGCACGCGAGUUUGCACAGCUUGAGAGCCACCUGAAGGAAUUCUCUGCAGAGAAGCGGAUUCAGGCAGCAUACAUUCUUGUCGGCGAAGACAGGAGCAUCAUCGGUGCUACAGAUCCAACACAGGCGACUGCUCAGAGGACCGAUGCUGGUCGAACACCCAAGGCUACCACAGUCCUCAGAACGACUAACAUCCAUGAUUCCAUGCGUGAGCAAAAGGCUUCGCUGCGACACGUCAGCUUGGCGAAGGACACACGAGCGCCCGCUACUGUCUCUAUCAAACAUAUUGGUGGCUCUGUUGCUUCAGCAGCCGUCGAAGAGGAUCGAAGUGCUUUGGUUGAUCCGGCCAACGCUCAGAACGCAGCCAACGCCUUCGCGAACGCAUUGGAACGCCUGUCCAGUGUCUUCCGUGACGAUCACCUUGGUCUCUACAACACCAAGUGGCCCGUUCCCACUCAUCUUGCCCGACUCGCAGCAGACAGAGCCGAACUUCACCUCGCACGGGACGCUGCGGGCAAUUUGAACCCCACGGCUGGCCUUCAACCCAUCGCUCAAGGAGUUUGCGACACCCUCUACUACGUCUAA
Molecule: messenger RNA, 2892 nt
Organism: Fulvia fulva
Lineage: Eukaryota; Fungi; Ascomycota; Dothideomycetes; Mycosphaerellales; Mycosphaerellaceae
Exons: 1
Coding region: 1-2892 (963 amino acids)
Molecular function (GO): protein binding
Source: RefSeq, a predicted model, not a curated record